This is a messenger RNA of Seriola aureovittata, 4315 nucleotides long. It is a transcript of the gene syndig1l, whose product is annotated as synapse differentiation inducing 1-like. Gene Ontology annotation, cellular component: intracellular membrane-bounded organelle; membrane. Lineage: Eukaryota; Metazoa; Chordata; Actinopteri; Carangiformes; Carangidae. The coding region runs from base 601 to 1422 and encodes 273 amino acids. The record is from RefSeq and is a predicted model, not a curated record. The transcript has 4 exons.
GAAGUGUACUGGGCUCCAGUCUCCAUACGCGUCACUGAACCUCCCCGCACCAGGACUCUCUCUCUCUCUCUCUCAUGCACACACACGCACGCGCACACACACACACACACACACACAUACACACACACACACACACACAUACACACAGAAGGUGUUUCAACUUUCCGAGGGCGAAAACAUUCCAGUCGACUCUCAAGGUAAACGGUUUAUUGGGGAGCGAGACCUUCGUAUUUAUAGAGGAGAGAGAUUACGAGGCUGUGACGGCGGCGACUUGCCGAGCGGAGACCUGUUCGCCAGAAGUGAUUGGCUAUUUCUUCAAAUGAGAAAGUCAGAGAAAUGUCUUUUUCUCUGGGCGACACCGUCAGCAGCAUCCCAGCCAUAAUGUACAGGCGGGAACCAGCGAGUGUUCGCAGCUUCCAGACAAUAUUUGGAUUGUCAAGAACUCAGAGGUCUCAGAGUGCUGAAUUCUGAAUGCUAACAUCUUUACUGACAUCGACGCACGUCACUGAGGAGCAUAUAUCGGCCAACACUCUUCCAUCUCCUCGCUUGAGCUAAAAGCACAGAGAAGCUCCUCCUGCUCACCUUUUGACCUCUGUUGCUAUGGAGAACCUCAGUGAGCUCCAGAACCCGUUAUUGGACAAAAACAGUAAGCACAUGGUCAACGGUUAUGGGGGAGACUUCCCUAAUAACCAGUACCAGGAAAACAUUAUUAAUUAUUUUGCUGGAGGAGGAGGUGGCGGUGGAGGUGAGGGAGGAGGAGGAGGAGGAGGUGGAAAGGUGAAUAACAGCAACGUAGUGAGCGGAGGAGGAUACAAUACCAACGGGAAGGUGAAAUCUCAGCAACUUUUGGACGCCACCUCGCUGCAUCUGGCAGUAGAGGCCUUCUACAGGCCCAACUUCAUCCUAUACAAGGAGGACAGCGGCAGCAUUAAGGCUAAGGAAUACAAAAGCGAAUGCUGUGAGACCACCUUCACGGAGAAGAAGGCGAAGGAGGCAUCCAACACAGCAGGGGCAGACACGCCUGGCACAGAGGAUCCUCAGGCAAAGCUGCUGGAGGACGGCGAACACAUCAAAAUCCAAACGGUUUCCUACGAGGUGGAGGAGGAGGAGUAUGUGGAGUAUGAGACGGAUUGCUCCAGCGACAGUGAGAGCGAGGACAACUUCAUUGUCGUCCCUCCACGAGACCACCUCGGCCUGGCCAUCUUCUCCAUGCUCUGCUGUUUCUGGCCUCUGGGGAUUGCAGCGUUUUACUUCUCACAGGGGACCACCAAAGCGGUGAACAAAGGUGACUUCCCACUGGCCAACAUCGCGUCCCGACGGGCUUUGUUCCUCGCUGCCCUCUCCAUCACUAUAGGCACUGGUGUGUAUGUGGGGGUGGUGGUUGCUCUCAUUGCCUACCUUUCUAAACCAGGACGCAUAUAGCAGCCACACCUUCCCUCCACGCACCUCCGGGGAACCCAGGAAGAGAACAACCCCCUCUGGGGAACGGCGUUGCUCCUGCAGACUUCGAGGAAAGUUUUUGGGGAUGUACAGUUUCUUCCCUCCACCUUCCUUUCUUUCCAGCUUCCUCUCCCUACAGGCCCUCUGUCAGCCAAGAUUAGCCACAGUGACUGGAGAGAGGUCAAGCUUGAGGGUGAGAAGAAGGGGGAUUUGGGGAUAGACAAAGUUUUUUUUCUGUUGAGACAGGGAGAGGGUUUGAGUAAUGGAAGUAUUCCAUGUUGGAGCCCAGUUUGAAUCCCAUUGACUUAAACCCCUGUUGGCUUCAUCCUCUUUUGGCUGGUUUUUAACUUCUAAGACCCCUACAGAAACUUUGUGGUGAUAGGACUGAGGCGAUAACUCCUAAGCAAUUAUUCAAGAGCCGAGGUUGAGGAUGGUUAGAAAUCAACACAAAAUCACUCUUAAACCAACUCCAUGUUAUUGUUGCUUGAGCUGCUGUUAAAUUUGGAGCCUCUCUAUGGAGUCCUGUCACCUGUCAUCUCAGUCUGCCGACCAGGACUGUCUUUAAUAGACCGCGAUCUGCCCUCAUCAACUCCAAAUACCGAGGCUACAUUUGUCUCUGGGCCGACUGCCUCACAGUGGGAGAUAAAAAAAAUUACAUGACUAUGUGCACAGUUUCUUAAAUCAUGACAAAUGAGGGCUUUCAUUUCUGGAAAAAUUUUAGAAAAAAAAUACAGAACUAUUGAUAAUAGUUUCCAUCAAUAAAGAAUAAAACUCUUGAGAGGUUGAAAAAAAAAAAAAAAAAAAAAGAUCACAUAGACAGGAACAGAGGCUAUUUUCUUUCAUACUGAACAAUAUGCACUGGCAUGAAUUACAAGAAUCUCAAUGGAGCCUCAGGCCUGUAUUUUAACUCGGAGAAGGUGUCCAUCCUUUAAAGACGUGCCCUGAAGUCUAACAAACUCUGUUUAUGCCAGAUAUAGUUUGCCUACAUUCAUGCAAAUGUGCUUUGUUUUUAUGUUUGUCUUUUUAUGUUCCCUGCUGUCUAAAGGCACCUUGAUUGAUCUCACUUUAAGGAAUGUUCAUUUAUAGCCUUUGAAGUAAAGCACAGAUGUGAGGUAGCCAGAUGGUCAGAAAUUCAGGGGAAAUGGCGUCCAGUGCCCCCCCCCCCCCCCCCCCCAAAAAAAACAAAAAACCCCAAAAAAAACAAAAAACACAAUGACAACGACAACAACAAGAAAAAAAUGCUGCAUCCAGUAACUCGAUGUGAAAUGAAGCAUCCGCCAUUCACAAUGGGUGUGGAAGUUAUAAACCACAUAGAUGAUGUCAUUAAAAGUCGGGCCUUACAUCUCCUCCAAGACUGCACAUACACAAACAAAGUGUCGCAGUCUGACAGCUUUGAGUGUAGCUGUGAUCAAUUAUUCUUUGCAUGACUCUAGCUAUGCCAGCGGUGUACUGCUACGCAUGAUUGAUCGGAUUUAGAGCUUGUUUUUGUCAGAUCAUAAAAAAGCUUAAAUUAAAAUUGAUCAGGCUGUGAAGGGGCUCAUAUUUUUUGCAAUACUUUAACCCACAUCCCUCAAUCCAGCUAUUAAAGCAUAGAGCGCUCCGUGGUAAUAAAGCAUUGAGACAUUUCAGUUUGUUUCAAGAAUUCUUACUCAAGACGAAAAAGAAGACACUCAACAAACAAAUUCACUGAUCCUCUUUGUAUGAAGGGCUCGUUAAUUACUGAGAUUUUAGUCCGUAUUUUCUAUAUUGUAGAUUAUAAAGCAGGCAGAUGCUGGGUUCAAGCAGUUAAGCCUCAAGAGGUGACAUUAUAUACUUAGUUUUCCCUGCACAGUUCCUACAUUAGUCAUACCUGACAUUUAUGGUGCACAGUUAGAUCCCUGUAAUGGCUUUUUCUGAAGGAAUGUGUACUCUCUGGAGCUUAGCCCUAAAAUAGCACAACCACAUUAAUUUCACUAAUAAGCCACUUUUGGCGUCACUGGUUGCUGUCAAACCCUGCAAGUAAACAAUCCAUUUACACAUCCUCGGCUCUGUGAACAUUUUAAAAUAAACAUGGAAGUCAGUUGUGUUGUGGUAAUGAAGAGUGAAUACUGCCCGUAUUCUCCGUGAGGGGAGGUUUCCAGUGCACUUUGCUUUAUAUGAAACUGCAGAGAAGACUUCAAACUUUUGAUUGAAUUUUAUUUGUGGCUGCCUGAACGAGAAACCAUCAGUCAGAUAAAGACCAUGAUAAACUGAAUGCUGAUUGAUUUCUAGCAGUUUGUAUGGGGCCCUAUAUUUCACCUCAUUGAGUUUCUGGUCAUCUGAAGACCUGGUUAUUACACUUUAUAAGUUUUGCCUUAUGACCUCUGACCCCUUCUGAACACAUGUCCCAGUGGUAACUCAUGAGCUACUGAUCCCACAUCAGUGUAUGCACACAUCAUGACCAUCACUGUAACUAUACUGAAAUGUUUGCUUUCAUCUCUUGGAGAAAGUUUUAUUGCUGAAAAUGAUGAACAUGCUUUGUGUUAUGUAGCGUGUCAUUAAAAUGAUGUGUUUUUAUCUGGCUUUUUUGGCAACCUGGUAUUGUGCAGUGUGUUACAAAAGUAUGUGGGUUUCAAUGCAGUUGUUCUUUCCUUCUCAUUGUGAUGAGCUGAUGUACACAUCCACGUGACAAAGACAUUUGCUGAAUGCAUUCCUCAAUGCCAGGGUGAUAGUGCUCUCUUUGUGUCAUGCUCUUAAGCCGAAUUAAAGAAGAUUACAUUUUUUAAUUACAUUUAUGUUUUGGGAUUUUUUUCCUAUCUUGUGUCAAGGCAACAUGUACAUAGUGCAAAUAAAAACAUGUUCAAAUGUAAUGACAAAUAAAUCAGAAAGGAAGGAUGGCCUUUCUUAAAAGCAAAAA